CGGUACUUUGGGUGCAGACAAACAUGGCCGCAUGAUUGUCUGAAAUUUUCUUUAAUGUUUGCCAAAUGAAUUAAGGUUUAAGAACAAAUUAUACAUAGCCAAUUUUCCAUAAGUCAUCAAACUAAAUUACUCUCCAAAUUUACAAAGUAACAAUCAAGAUGCAACACAACAUGAACUCAUAUCCACUUCAACAUAAUCAAGGCAUGCCACAACCAAUGCCACAAAGACAACAACAAAACAUUAUAAUUUCAGGAAGUCAAAGAAACAAAGGGGGCAUGAUGGGACCUGGAAUGACACAACAGACACCAACCAUUCUACAGCAUAACCCAGGACUGAACCAGCCAACUAUCCUCCAACAGAACCCUGCUGCUCAGUAUCCUACAUCACUUCCUCCCACAUCUGUCAUGCCUCCUUAUCAGACAACACAACACAAUACAGUUCCACAGAAACCUACUCCCCCUCCAGUUUCACAGCCUAACCAGAAUGGGAUCAUCCAUCUGAAAGGUGGUGCUGCUGUUGCUGCACAGAAUGGAACAACCCUACCUAGUGGUGAGCAGCAACAGCAGAACCAGGAGGAAGAAGAGGGAAAGGAGGACAUACAGACAGAAACAUCAGAGACAGAAUCAUUGGCAAACACAAAAGAGAAAACCCCGAUGUGUCUCAUCAAUGAAUUGGCCCGUUAUAACAAGAUCUCCCACCAGUACACCCUGGAUGAUGAACAAGGACCAGCUCAUAAGAAGACCUUCUAUGUAACACUCAAACUAGGAGACAAUGAAACCUAUGCAGAAAAUGGACCCAGCAUUAAAAAGGCCCAGCAUUCAGCUGCUGCUGUGGCCUUAGAAAAGACCUCUUAUACUCACCCUCCACCCAAACCACCUAAAAAUAGAACUACUCAUGAACCUGGUACUAUUACUCCAACAGUUGAGCUGAAUGCCUUGGCAAUGAAGCGUGGAGAGCAGACCUUCUAUAAACCACUUGACACUAGAUAUCCUCACUAUCCACAACAGAAUUACAACUAUAGAGGAGUGUAUAAUCAUAGAUAUCAUUAUCCCAGAAUGCCAAGAGUUUUCUAUGUUUCAUUGAAAUGUGGCCAGCGUGAGUUUAUAGGGGAAGGACAUAAUAGACAGGAAGCAAGGAAUGACGCUGCCACCAAAGCUCUCAACAUUCUGAAGAAACUACCGGUUCCUAACGAUGAUCCAAAGAAAUCUGAUACACAAACACCUGAGAAACAGGAACCUAGUGAGAAAGACCUACUGAAGUCUGAGAUAAGUCUUGUUCAUGAAAUAGCUCUGAGGAGAAAUCUUAAUGUCAUCUUUGAUGUCAUAAGGGAAUCUGGACCACCACACAUGAAAAGUUUUGUAACAAAAUGUCGAGUUGGAGAAUUCGAAACAGAAGCUGAGGGAAACAGUAAAAAAGUAUCGAAAAAGAAAGCUGCCGAACUAAUGCUGGACAAACUGAAGGAGUUAUCUCCCUUACCUCCGAUGGCACAGCGACCAAAGAACAAACAAAAUCAGAACAAGAAGAAAUCGAAAAACAUAAUCAAGGUUCAAAAUCAAAUGCAGAAGACAGAUCCUAAUUAUGGAGUAGGGAUUAACCCCAUCAGUAGACUGAUUCAGAUUCAACAGGCAGAACAGAAAAAGGAACCAGUCUUCACAUUAAUCACAGAGAGAAGUCUUCUUAGGAGAAGGGAAUUUGUUAUGCAGGUACAAAUAGAGGACAAGACCUGUACUGGUGUGGGACCCAAUAAAAAGUUAGCCAAGCGACAUGCAGCCGAACAGAUGCUCACGUUGCUUGGUUACAACAAGCCAUCGCCACAACCGACCAAACCUGCCAUCAAAACAGCUACAACACCUGAGCAAACAACAGGAUCAGCAGAAAAGAAAGUUACCUUCCAAGAAAAGCCAGAGCCUGCCACUCCAGUAAGCAGCACUGGUCCAGGAGAAAUAGCUAACGGUAAAAGUGGACGACAGUUAAUGCCAGGACUUUUGCUACUGAGAGAUUCUAAUUAUACGUCCGGAACUCAAAAUAUGUAUCAAGCUCAACCACCAAUGACAGAACCUUUAGUAUUUGGUGCAGGACACAUGAGACCAGAAUUACAACUGAGAGAUAUUGCUACUAAAAGUAAACUAGAAAUUAAAUUUGAUGAAUUUGCAGGCAAGAACACAGAGAUUUUAUGUCGAGUGACUUUGCUUACAAAUCCUCAUCAGAUGUUCCACGGUACAGGCCCAAACUCAGAUUAUGCUAAAGAUGCUGCAGCAUUGGAGGCUCUCAAAUUCUUGGCUGAGCUUGGCAGGGAAGAAAUAAAAAUGACAGGAGACGGGUAAGACAUACAGUCAAAACCCACAUAUGAAGACCAGUGAUCAACUUACCAACUCAACACUCGGUGGUGCCCCUGGUCGGGUUGGCCCGAUGUAGACACAUUGAUGACCUUUGACCUACCCAAUUUGAAGAAUAACAAUGCUAAUUUUAAUCUUCACAAUUUGUUCAAGAUUGAUGUUUUACUGCUUUAUUAUAGACUUUGAAAAAUGACUGCAAAUUAUGAUUGUUGAUUUACUGGUAACUGUUAGUGGAAUUUUACAUGUUGGAACCAGUUGUUGCAUAAGAGAGCAUUUUCCUUUUUUUUUCUCUUUGUAAAUUUUUAUCAUACCAUUUACAGCCCUAGCAUUUAUGUGCAAAAACUGGUCCCUAACGUUCUCUAUUUUCUACUGUUUUAAGUCAAUGGAGAUAACUCUUUACAUCAGUCAUGUGUUUGUAGUAGGCAGUUUCGACAAUGGUAUUUUAAGCAUUUGUGUGAUACAGAAUAAGAAUAAUCUGUGUUACAUAGAAGCUUAAAAUAUAUGUAUGAUAAUAGAUGCUACAAACUUAAAAGAGAUUUUAAAGAGUUGUGCCCCUUAUAAACCUAGGUCUACCUUCUUAGAUAUUAAUUUAAUUUGUUGACAAAGAUGGCCAACAUUAUGAUCAAUAGUUCUCCCUGUCGUUAAUGAGUUUAGAUUUUUUAACGAUCUCAGAUUACAGGGAAGGUAUUUAUUGGUUUAGAUCUUAAUAAAUUGAACAGAAAAUCAAAUAUUUUGGGUAACUCUUGAAAUUGUUGUGAUGAAUAUUUUCUUCAAAGUUUGGGUGGGAACUCUGUAAUGAAUACAUGUGAAGACAACAAUGUUUUAUGUAACUAGGCAACAAGUCCAAUAACUCUUGUAGUUUAAAUGUCCUUCUAUGGGUUGUUAUAAAUUGAAAAUAUUUUGGAAAUUGUAAUUUUUAUUCGGAAAGGUCUUUCUUGAUGAAGUCCAUUUUUAUUAGAAGUGGAUUUUUUUUGGGAAGUUCAUUUCAUUAAAAAUAUGUUUCUGAAAUUUAAGGAAUACACUUUUGAUUCUUUGUAGAAUGUAAAUGUACAAAUUCAUGUAUAAUAUAGGAAAAUAUUGUUAUAGUUAAAACACACUGAUUUAUUUUGUUUGCAAUAUAUUCGAUGUGUUUGUCAACAGGUAUUAAAUAGAAAAGGGAACAUGAAAUAACAUGUGUAUAUAUGGACUUUCUCAAAACUGUAUUCCAGCCGUAAAAGGGCUUUAGUACUCCUUUUGUAAGUCAUUUUAGAAAGUGAACUGUGAAUAGUUAUGGGAAGUUAAAAAAAAAACCAAGCACUUUGAAAUUUUUUUUUUGUAACUUUCAUGUGUUCAUUGGAUAAAGACGAACUAUAAAUUAAUGAACUCUUAAAAAAGAAAAUAUAAUUUUACAGAAAAAGUCAAAAUGAAUGCAGCAAAAAGUAUAAAAUGUAGAGAAAAGAAUUUUUAUAUUGUAACAUUUAAUGAAUUGAAGGAUGAAUUUGUAACAUAUUCCAGAAAGUUUUUUGUAUUUUUUGCUCUUGACUAUAGCAUUCUUAGUACAUUUGUAUCAAAAUAAUAAGUAUUCAUGUCUUUGUGAUUUUUUUUCUUUACAUCAACUUUGAAAUGUUGUCUUCAUGUAUAAUCAUAAUAUAUCUUUUUAGUAUAAACUGUAUGGCAUAUAGGAGACGUCUUCAAAUUAACAAUUAUGGCUGUUCUAUACAAACACACAUGGGACCCAGGGAAGGCACUUCAAAAUCAUACAUGGGACCCAGGGAAGGCACUUUAAAAUCUUUAACUAUGGAUGAGCUUUUUUGUACAGUGAAAGUGUAGAACAAAUUCUAAAUUUUUCCUCUAUAUAUGGUUACUCCAUUUUCAAAGUGCCUUCUCUAGGUAACAUGUUUGUUUUGAUAGAACUGCCCUUACAGUUUUUUGCUGAGGUGACAUUUUCAAAUCAGCAAAAACCAAAAUUAUGGCAUCGUGUCAUUACAAUCAUAAAUUGAAAUUUAACUUUUUUUUUAGAAUUGUAAAAUAUUUGUGAAGAUGCAAGUUAUUCCACUUUUAUAUUUGAAUAUUCCUAGUAACAUAACACCUAAGGGAGUUAACACUUUAUCUCUAGUUUAAAAAUCCUGAAUAUUUUACUGUUCAAAAAUGUUAAUUAUUGACCUGAUUGUUUUAUAAUUUGAAGAAUGUCUCCAUGGAAAUUGUCAGUUAUUUUGUUGCAUUUUUCUGAGGAAAUCCAACCAUGUCAAAAUUACAAUUAAUUUAUUAGUCAAAUGAUCUCUUGGAAUAAGUUUGUAUGAAUUAACUUUAUAUUGGAAUGUUUUAUACACUUGAAAAUUACCAAAAGCAUUAGUGACUUACAGCACCUUCUUACACAUAUUCCUAUUUAUAGAAAUCAUGUGAUCUUUGGUAUUUCCUUGUCACAUGACCACUAUUCCUAUUUUAAGAAAUCAUGUGAUGUUAGGUAUUUCCUUGUCACAUGACCACUAUUCCUAUUUUAAGAAAUCAUUUGAUCUUAGGUAUUUCCUUGUCACAUGACCACAAUUCCUAUUUUAAGAAAUCAUGUGAUCUUAGGUAUUUCCUUAUCACAUGACCACUUGUUGAUGUAUGUUAGUUAUCAUUGUGCUAAUUUAAAUCAUUUGAGAAGGAAAUAAUCAUACAUUACAAACCAACUUAUUCACCAGUUCUUGUUCCUGUUUAAGUAAAGAUUGUAUGACAUACAAGUGGCCGUCAAUUAUAUAGUUUGUUAAAGAGUUACCACCCUUGUCAAUCAUACGAUAUUUAUUUUAAACAGGGGCAAGUCACAUGACUUCUGCACGUACGCGUGUAUUGAUAUGUUAAAUUACGGCUGUGAAAAAUUUUGACGUCAAAUUAUAUUCUUUUGUUGAAAAGUUGGUUUGUUAAUUGGAUAGAUUGGGGGUAGGGGAAACGUGGUUUGAUUUUCUCAUUAAGUGGGUUUUUGUAUUGUAACUUUAUUAUUUGUAUUUCUUAAACUUGCGAGGAAGAACCCACUGCUAAUAAUCUUAUUUGUGAAAAUGAAAAAAAAUUAUAAAAAAAACAUAAAAAAGUGAAA
Molecule: messenger RNA, 5388 nt
Organism: Mytilus californianus (California mussel)
Lineage: Eukaryota; Metazoa; Mollusca; Bivalvia; Mytilida; Mytilidae
Product: double-stranded RNA-binding protein Staufen homolog
Exons: 15
Coding region: 159-2324 (721 amino acids)
Source: RefSeq, a predicted model, not a curated record